Messenger RNA from Linum trigynum, 1229 nucleotides. The record is from the annotation of a GenBank genome assembly. Lineage: Eukaryota; Viridiplantae; Streptophyta; Magnoliopsida; Malpighiales; Linaceae.
AUAGUUGGUCCCAACUGGUUUAUGACAAUUUCUAGCUAGUCAAAAUUCUAUGUGGAAUGAGUUAACGUAUGCAUCGAGAUUAGUAUAUGACCGACACACAUACGUUAAGUGAAAUCAAUAUGACGGAUCAACACGCAUAUGAGAUGGAAAAGAUUUAACUUGACCCACCACCUAUAUUUGUUUACUAAUAAAUCCACCAAAAUUUUCCCACUUGGCGAGCUACCUGUAAGGUAUUUGGGAGUGCCACUACUUUCAGGUAAGCUGACUUCUGUUAAUUGCCAAUGUUUAGUUGACAAGAUCACAAACCAGAUCACAAGCUGGCAAGCUAGGACCUUGAGUUAUGCGGGGAAGCUCCAGUUGAUUGAAUUUGUUAGCAUUAGUGUUUUCAGUAUUGGAUGUCAGUUUUUCUGCUUCCAAUGAAGGUAUUAAAGAUGAUUGAGGAUGCUUGCAAUAAGUUUUUGUGGGAUGUUGAUGGUGACAAGAGGAAGAAAGCAUGGUCGGAGAUUGUUCUCCCGAGACAAGAAGGAGGUUUAGGCAUCAAAGACUUUAAAAAUUGGAACAAGGCUUGUGUAAUUCGCCAUUUGUGGAAUCUGUUGGCCGAGGCUAGGGGUCUUUUGUGGGUGGCGUGGAUGAAUCGAUAUAGAAUUAAAGGAAGGAAUUUAUGGCUCCUUUCGACUAGCUCUGUGAGUUCAUGGGUUUGGAGGAAAAUUCUGAAGUGCAGAAGUAAAGCUCAGUCUCUUGUCAUUGGUUCAGGGGCUCCCCUAUUUGGAGACGGUUCGUUUGGGCGAGCAGUGCUCAAGUUAAUUUUGCAGGAUGUUUGUGCAUUCGCUGAGUUUGCAGAUUGGAGUCCCCAGUUGCAGUGGGCUGAACAACAGUGGGUGAUGUCGAGUGAUAAGGCUGUUGUUGGCUGUUCGAGGGAAAGGAACUCCAGGUUGCAUGGAAGUUCACGAGUAGGGAUGGCAAUUUCGACCUGACCCGUUUUACCCGACCUGUUUGACCUGUUUUGGGGCGGGUCCGACCCGCCUCGUAGGCGGGGCGGGGCGGGCAUGGGUAGUCUCAUCGACCCGACCUGCCCUGACCCGCCCCAUUCUCGACCCAUUCUUGUCUAAAUCACAUGUAAUCUUAGUCAAAUUACUGAGAAUUUUCCUUUUAUUGUAUCAUAUUUUAGCUAUAAUAAAGUUGUAAAUUAGUAAAAAUCUCAAUUUCUCCAAUAAUUUAACUACAAUUGU